AUGGCGGAUGAAUGUCUCCACUCUGUGCAGCUCGAGCUCGAGGCCGUGGGGAAGCAGAUUCGCGACCUGGAACAGAGGCAGGCCCAGCUGAGAGAGUGGAGAGCCGCGCUGGAAUCAUCCCGGGCUGACGCUCACAAGUCCGGGGUAAGUAUACAGCGUGCUGUUAACAGUCCCACCACGUCUACUCCGUGUGUUUCUCUGCGCAGGCCCGGUGCACCCAGGACGCGAUCUUCCCAGAUGUCCUUCACUGCGACGCCGGGACACCACGGACCCUGGAUGCAUCCACAGCUGAGGACGCGAGCUGGGUCCCGGGCGACUACUUCUCCCCCUCCUGCCUUCGAGCUCUCCAUCCAGAACCGCUUCGCUCCCCUCCGCGAGACAGGACGCGACGCUGUGAUCAUCGGAGACUCCAUCGUCCGACACAUACCCGCGAUCCUGAAGGACGGCGAGAGCCCCAGAGCGGUCGUGCUUCACGCCGGGGUUAACGACACCACGCUGCGGCAGACGGAGACGCUGAAGAGGGACUUCAGGAGCCUGAUCGAGACGGUUCGCAGCACGACGCCCGCGGCUACGAUCGUCGUGUCAGGACCACUGCCCACGUAUCGACAAGGACACGAAAGGUUCAGUAGACUUUUUGCUUUAAAUGAAUGGUUGUUGUCAUGGUGUAAAGAACAGAAACUGCUAUUUGUUAAUAACUGGAAUCUUUUCUGGGAGCGUCCUAGGCUGUUUCGCGCUGAUGGAUUACACCCCAGCAAAAUUGGAGCGGAGCUUCUCUCUGACAACAUCUCCAGGACACUUCGCUCCAUGUGA
Carassius gibelio (silver crucian carp) is the source of this 810-nucleotide messenger RNA. RefSeq lists its product as uncharacterized. The record is from RefSeq and is a predicted model, not a curated record. Bases 1 to 810 code for a protein of 269 amino acids. The transcript has 2 exons. NCBI's taxonomy places the organism in Eukaryota, Metazoa, Chordata, Actinopteri, Cypriniformes, Cyprinidae.